AUGACCGAGUUUCGAGUGCCCCUCGGUGGUGCCCAGCACGCAUACGGAUAUCAGAAUUACGAUGCUCCUCGCAGUCAGAUCAGCCCCCAACUGGCAGGCCCCCAGACUACGCACACUCGGACUCGCACAACCUCUUCCAGCGUCUUCCCUAGCCACGCUUCUCAGCAAUAUCACGGCGCUCCCCCACCCCCUCCCAUCCCACAGACAAUGAAUCACUAUCCUCCAUCUCGACGCAUGUCUAGCACUACAACUUCAACCUCUUCUACUGGCAAUCACCCAAUGGCACAGGCGGGGCACGGAGUAUCUGACAUUCGGCGCACUGCCUCGUCGCGCUCUGCCAACUCUCAGCUUGGAUAUGUGGCCCUGAUGCGUCGGCAGAAGGCUACUGUCUGGUGUGACCGUGCUCAGCCCGAGGAUGCCAGACUGCGUGAGCAGGCCUUGCGGGCUAAGAAGAGAGCCUACCUGGAAGUGCACGGAUCAGGUGCCCGGGCUGGAAAUUUGAACAGCGGCAAGAUAAGACAUGGUCCCAAGGGAGCUGCUGAAUUCUCGCCUUCCAACCUUGUCGGCGCUAAGGUCCCUGUGCGAUUGAGCGCUAAUGAGGUCGGUGACGGAGACGAUGACGCUCUUAGCACCGACGGUGGCGCAAUGCACCGCCGGACCGGCAGUGGCCGCAGCUCACUGGGAAGCGCCCACCGCUACCCUAGUGGAUACACCAGGCCCCAAGGCACCAUGGGUAGCAAUAGCACCCCUCCGAAUGAGAAAACCGAUCUACCAGAGGUAUCCGAAAAUACAACGGCAGAGAUUCAAGAGGAAGAGAAGAGCCGGCUGUCGUCCCUCAUCAAGGACGAUGUGGCAACAACGCACAGUAGCGAGCAAGAACAGGAAGAUUCUCUUGGUGACAUGCAGGCACCGAGCGCCGCUACUGCUGCCGCCGAAAAAGCCAAGAAGGCAGCCGAUCUUCGACGAAGAGGAAGUGUGGACGAACGGACUACUUCCAUGACCAAUGUGCGGCUAUUCGUUGCAAACCCCGACUCCGACAGCGACUGA
This is a messenger RNA of Penicillium brevicompactum, 1047 nucleotides long. RefSeq lists its product as uncharacterized. The record is from RefSeq and is a predicted model, not a curated record. The transcript has a single exon. Bases 1 to 1047 code for a protein of 348 amino acids. NCBI's taxonomy places the organism in Eukaryota, Fungi, Ascomycota, Eurotiomycetes, Eurotiales, Aspergillaceae.